ACUGUCGACCACCUCACUCUACUAGUAUUACUGUGCUUUAUUUCAACUUCUUACUGGUCUUCGUCUGCUAGAGGUGUAGUGACUAUCUGGUCAACCACUAGGGAGAAACGGCAUUUGGAGUAUCACACUCAUUGAAGAUCAAAGCGCUGUCAUUGGCUCAUCACCGACGACCGUCAAGCUUGCUAGCAAGGCGAAUAUCCUGAUCAAUUAUAACUCCCCAAUCAUCCAUCUCACCGUCAUCCAAUGGCGACACUCACUCAGACAGCCCCGCCCCGAACGUCCUCACCUCUUCCUCCUGUGACAGAAGGUAAAUGGCCGCGCACAGCCUCGCUUCCCUCCCCUGCCACGCCCGCCAAAGCAGGCCCACAGCGGGCUGCCACCACACCCUCCCCGAGGCUGGGGAAGGGUUCUCUUGUACCCGAUGACAGCGUGGAAGGUUCUGAGUUGGCAUGGGAGAGCAGAGCUGUAAGGCAGAGGGAACUGGAACUGGAAAAGCAGAUGGGAAGGCAGAGAGAGCCAACCGUGAACCCUUAUCACCUUCUUUCUGAACAACUUGUUUCCUCCCACAGUCCACCACCGCACAUCGUUCGCGUCACACCUCAUCGAGUAGACAUGCGACCGCCCUUCCCUGAGCCGUCGCACGAGCACUUUCUCCCGAAGCUGGCACACGAAGUCCGCGACACCGUUCAUCGGGCAGUGGAUCAUGUCGCCCACCCCCAUCACGACAGCUCUGCAUUGGCGAUGAGCGCCGCUGCCGCUCCUGGCGAGAGGCAGAUGGAAGUUCAGGUAGAUCCUUUGAGGAGGAAGGUUUCACUCUCCCCUGCACGGCACGGUAGCGGUGACAAUACCACCCCACCCACCGCACCGCUGGCAUCAACAUCAGCCUCCCCCCCCAUGCUCGCUCAUCUCCAACUCGCGCGAAGGACGAAAGACCUGCCUCCCGCGCCCAUGGGCGCUCCGCCUUCCCCGCCGGCCUCUGAGCGCGCAGCCAACGACGGGCCCGACCUGGAAGACGUGCUCGAGCUCGAUGAAGAGGAAGCGCUCUCCGCCUCGGAUGGAACGGGCGACAUGCCCCCUCUGAGUGCGCCUAGCCACGUAGGAACGUCUUCUUCUCCAACAACAGAGAGCACGCUAGCGACCCCGCUUCCCGGUCAAUCGUUUACAGCAUCUCACCCCCUACCGCAAUUGCCAGGUCCAGGACGGCAGCCAACGCCGAAAUACUUCCCGCCUUCCCCCGUCACCCCACGCACAGCCCGUGGUCGCCGAUCUCCAGAGCGUGCGGCUUCCGAUCCCUCCCAAUCGCAACAAGCGGACUACUUUGCCCCUCGCACCGGCGACGGGAUUCUUCUUCCUUCCCCGACGCCCAAAUCGGGCAGUACCCCCGGUGGCGUCCAGCAGCUGCCACGCCUUCCAUCAAGCGCAUCAGCCCCGUAUCCCAGAAUACUGAGAAACGACGAGCCGCUGGAGGACUCUCCAACGGGCACUCCCCCGGAUCUAGGGCUUACUCCAGGUGCAGCGGGAGUGAUGUUCACCCAAAGCUCCGUACCGGUCAGCUCAAGCUCCGCCCCAGAUAGCUCCUUCCUUUCCCCCGAAUCUGCGCGACAGCCGCAUCCACACUCCUACUCCCACCCGCCACUCCACCCGCACGGCCAAGCGGGCUCGUCCCGCAUGCCAGCAAGGAGGAAUACGACUGGGAGUCGGCCGACCAGAGCGCUCAUAGCCGCGCAUAAUGGGCAUUUAUCGGCUGGCGGGCAUCCGCCUGGCUCUCCUCCCACGCCUCAAGCUCCCAGUGCUGGCACGGGCGUAGAAGGCGAACCUCAGGAAGGAGACGGAGAGCUGGACAGCGACAUCCUCAAGAUGCGCGACAGGAUCGAGCGGGAGAGGCAGAGCAAGCGGGCUAAGGCGGCGCAUGAGGCUGAGGAGGCGGAGAGGGAGCGACUUGCUCAGGCCGAAGUGGAUCAUGCGGAAGCCGUUACCCCACAAGCGGGCGCUACGGGGUUGAGGCGGACUGCUACCCGGCAAGGACUCGGCGCGCUGGGGAAGGAGAGCCAGGACAAGGAAAAGGAGACUGCGCUCAUGGGCAACCUUAUUGGGGAGAAACACCCGAAUUAUAUCCUUAUGUACAAUAUGUUGACUGGGAUCAGGAUUGGCGUGUCCAGAUGCCAGGCAAAGGUCAAGCGGCCCUUGACUGACGACGAUUAUCUGGCUAAGCACAAGUAUUCGUUUGAUAUCGUUGGGAACGAACUCACUCCAUCGGCCAAAUAUGAUUUCAAAUUCAAAGACUAUGCACCAUGGGUGUUCCGCGAGCUCCGGGAAGAGUGUUUCCAUCUCGACCCGGCGGACUACCUUCUCUCCCUGACGGCAAAGUACAUCUUGACCGAGCUCGGCUCGCCGGGCAAGUCUGGCUCGUUCUUCUACUUCUCAUCCGACUAUCGAUUCAUCAUCAAGACGAUCCAUCAUUCGGAGCACAAGUAUCUCCGGUCCAUCCUGAAAGACUACCAUGAGCACAUCAAGGCGAACCCGCAUACCCUGCUGUCGCGUUUCUAUGGCCUGCAUCGUGUCAAGCUGCCUAGAGGAAGGAAGAUUCACUUCGUGAUUAUGAACAACCUCUUCCCGCCACAUCGUGAUAUCCACGAGACGUACGACCUGAAGGGCAGCACGGUGGGGCGUUCACUGAGCGAGGAGAAGAUCCGACAGAAUCCGCGGGCGGUGCAGAAGGAUCUCAAUUGGAUAAACAACCACAAACAACUCGAGUUUGGCCCUGAAAAACGCGCGCUGUUCAUCGAGCAGAUUCGGAGGGACACUGAAUUCCUUAGAAGAGCCAAUGUGAUGGACUACUCGCUCCUCGUCGGUAUACACAACAUGCAACGUGGGAACAGGGAUAACCUGCGACGGAAUACACUCCAUGUCGUCCAGCCUCACGACGGGCCAAUGCGGCGGAAGCCCUCGCAGAUGAAGGGUCACAGGGACGUUGGCGCGUUCACUGCAGGAGCGAUGCGUCGGGCAAUUCGGCAGUCCGAGGUCAAGCCUGUAGAAUCACAGACGAAUCUCGCCGAGGAGAACCUAUGGGACCGCCAGAACUUCAUCUUCUACCAGGAUGAGGGUGGGUACCGAGCGACGGACGAAUACAACCAGCCUCUCCCAACGAUCUACUACCUUGGUGUGAUCGACAUCCUCACGCCGUACACGCCGUUUAAGCAAGUGGAGAAUUUUUGGAAGGGCCUGAGCGCGGAUAGGCACAAGAUCUCCCCUGUCCCGGCAGUUGAGUACGGCGAACGGUUUUGGCGGUUCAUGAAUGCCGUCACACGAGGUGGCGGGGGAGGUGAGAGCUUCCUGCCAGUGGACAAGCACAAGAAACGGUCGAUCUUGGAGGACGGCGAAGACCCGGGAAUGAGCGAAAAACGUCCUAUUGCCCUCGUCGACCAUGGUGUUGUUGCUGCUGCGAGCAGUGGAUUAAAUCAGCCUGGGAUGAGCGCCAGUCCACCCUCGGCCGCCCAAAUUGCGAACAUGACAGAGAAACCGCUUCCGCCGCUCAACGGGAAAGACAAGGUCGAGUAGCCUUCUAUGUUCCUCGGACUGGCUGUUUUUUUUCUUCCUCUUUCACUUCUGAAGUACAAGACGUGUACAAAACCCAGACAUACAUCAACCCACACGCUCCUUCGCUCUAUUUUCCUAUCACCUUUCAUCUCCGCACAUCCUUACAAUACACAAUCACUCCUAGACUAACACAUCGCGUUCCAUAUACCCUACUUGUGUGCAUACUAUACGGAAUCAAA
Dacryopinax primogenitus is the source of this 3776-nucleotide messenger RNA. Its product is annotated as SAICAR synthase-like protein. The coding region runs from base 244 to 3558 and encodes 1104 amino acids. Gene Ontology annotation, biological process: phosphatidylinositol metabolic process. Gene Ontology annotation, molecular function: phosphatidylinositol kinase activity. The transcript has 3 exons. The record is from RefSeq and is a predicted model, not a curated record. NCBI's taxonomy places the organism in Eukaryota, Fungi, Basidiomycota, Dacrymycetes, Dacrymycetales, Dacrymycetaceae.